AUGAUGGUCUCACAACAAGACGCUGCGGAUUUAUGGAAAUUGGCAGGGAAUCAGGAGCAGGAAAGUGAGGUUAUCACCGGAACCGCAACUGAAAUGGAGGACAAGGUUCUGAAUAACAUGGAACAUGAGAUGCCGAAGUACGACCCCACUAUAGAGACCUUUACGGCUCCCGAAAGUGAUAAAUGGCCAGUUUCGGAAAUCAUACGCCUGCUACGUUUCUAUGCCGGUCAUCGUUGCCUGUGGGAUGUCGAGCAUGAGGAUAAUAAUAAUCGUCGAAUGCGCCAUGCUGCCUUGGUGGAUAUAACCGCUGCCAUGGGAGGCCAUCUUACUAAGGACCAGGUGGUACAAAAAAUUAAUAUUAUUCGGGCCACAUAUCGUUAUGAAAAGAAACGUAUAAAACAUCGUAUGAAACUGGGCAUGGGAUCGAAAACCAAGUUGAAAUGGUUUGCCCUGGCCGAUGCGUUUUUGAGAAAUGUCCCCAAAAAGGGGCACAAGGGGGAGGAGGCUCGUAAUUCAGACUCUGACUUAGAAGAUGCUGUGGUUUUUACCAUAAAUCCCGAAACAUUGGGGCCUUUGUUGCCCCACAAGGCCUUGGGAAAGGGUGAAAGUAAAUUGGUGGCUGGAGAAUUAUCUUGCCAACCUAAAAUUGAAUAUUUUUCGGAAGAUAGUGAAUUCAACGAGGGUCACGAAGAAAGCGACCUUAGAUCGGAGGAGGCCAUAAAACCCAAACUGGAAGAGGUGGAGGAAAAUCUGCAUCAUCAAUUACUAAUAAUGAAGGAAGAAAAACUAAAUGAUGGGGAAAUUAAAAACGAAUUUGCGAAAGCCAAACAAUGGACCUUGGAGACCUCCUUGGAAUUUAUAAAUCUCCUAAAACAAUACCCCAUAUUAUGCAGCACCCACACAUCAGAGUCGUGGAAGAGCUCAACAAAUUUUCCUCUGCAAACAAUAGCCCAAGAAAUGCAAUGGCCCUUGGAGAGUAUUGAAAAACGCUGGCAUAUCCUGAAAGAGACCGUAACCAAAGAGAGGGAAAAAAUAUCUCAAGAUCCCACCUAUCAACCCCCCUACAAAUGGUGGCAGGAAACGGAAAUGCUGUGGGAAAAGCCAAGGGAAAUAAAACCUGAAACCAUUUAUCUCGAUGAAAUGAAAAGUCCACCUAGGAACUACACAGAUCAUGAGGAGGACGACUAUGAGGACUAUGAAAAACGUUUCGAAAAUCCCCUACCCUCAGUGGCGCCCAUGUCCAACAUGAAUGAAUCUCUAAUGUCUUCCCUAUUUCGUGAGGAUUUUUCAAUGGAAUCCGCAACGAAUUCCUCUUACCCCAUAGAAAUGGAAACCGAGGAAAAGAUGCCAUGUAAUAAAAACGUUCUGGAAGAUGAUUUGCUGGAGGGUAAAUGGUCCUUGAAACAUUCGGUGAAAUUUUUACGCCUUUAUGGUGUACACAGAUGCCUAUGGGAUUUAAAAGAUCCAGAUUACCGCUCAAGAGCUCUACGUAAUGCUGCCAUAGAAGAUAUUGCCGCCUCAAUGGGUCAUGGCCUGACCGCUGCCUAUGUGGCAAAGAAAAUUAAAAUUUUCCGCAUAACCUAUAUGCAGCAGAGGAAGCGAAUUUUGGAAGCCACACGAAGGGGUGAGAGGCCUGAAAUUCUAUUGAAAUGGUUUCCAUUGGCUGAUAGUUUUCUAAGGCCACAUAUUGGUUUGCGUUCGAUUAAGGCGGACGUGGAGGAGGUAGUGCCACAAUUCGAUUUCCAGUAUGUCUAUGCAAAUUUGAAUUUAAUCGAUCCUGGUUUGCUGAAUGAUUUUCGGGGUAAGGGUACCCAGAAUGCCAUCGAUAUUGGGAAUAAUGAAAAUGAACAAUCCAGUAAUGGGGAGAGUGAGUAA
Molecule: messenger RNA, 1875 nt
Organism: Musca vetustissima
Lineage: Eukaryota; Metazoa; Arthropoda; Insecta; Diptera; Muscidae
Exons: 3
Coding region: 1-1875 (624 amino acids)
Source: RefSeq, a predicted model, not a curated record